GACUGGAAAAGAGAAGACGGUGGGAUUAGGAGAGAGGUAUAUAAAUCAAGUCUGGGCCGUUAAUCCUUAUUCUGCUCACUUACUAGACUCAGCGGACUGGCUUUUAGGAGAGACAGAAGCUCUUCAGAUCCUCUGUGACCCUCUCAGCCUAAUCCAGCAGAGAUGAACGCCGCCCCCCCAGCAGGAAGUGCCCUGGCAGCAGGCAGCGCCACCACCGGCCCCACCACGCCCAAGAAGGGGCCCCCCAAGUUCAAGCAGAGGCAGACCCGUACCUUCAAGAGCAAGGCCCCCAAGCCUGGCCAGAAAGGUUUUGGUGACGACAUCCCUGGCAUGGAGGGUCUCGGCACAGACAUCACCGUGGUCUGCCCCUGGGAGGCCUUCGGAGACAUGGAGCUCAGCGACCUGGCCAAAUACGGCAUCAUCUAAGCCUCCUGCCUUCCCUCCCUCCAUCCAUCCCUCCUUCCUGCCUCCCUUCGUCCCUCUCUUCCUUCUCUCCCUCACCUGACGUCUCCUCCUCGUACUCCUGCUCUGACCGACGCGCCCUCUGGAAGGAUCCCCCCCCACCCUGCUGUCGUCUCUUCACCGGGUGGUCGUCCGCCGUGGCUGCGCCGGGCCGCCCGAGGGGACUAGACCCCGUGGUGGGCAGAAGCCAUACUUAAAGACUGUUAUUUGUUAUUAUUAUUAUAUAAUACUACUGUUUACAGUAUAUAUGACUAUACGUGGAGUCGUGGAGACAAAGCCCCUCCUUCUGUUCACUUCCCCUGACCCUCUCUACAAUAGCCUACCUCAGGGCCCCCUCUCUUAUCUUCCUUCCCUCCUUCUCUUGCCCUCCCUUCCUCACCCAGUGACCGACUUGAGCAAAAACACUAGCUUGUGCUUGCUUGCUGUCGUCCAUGGUAUUGUAAAUAUGACCGGUUUGUUUGCGUUGUUCUUGCUUUUCUCCUCCAUUUUCUGUCUUCCUCUCCUUCACACUCCUUUUUUACACCUUCCCUCCCGUUUGGCUUUCAUUUUUUUUUUUUCUUGGCAUUGUGUUAUUUACCUCACCAUUGACCAAUGGUGCGCCACCUCCGGCCACCCAGGACUCUGAAUGGACAUCACCAGCAAAGAGGGCGUGUGAUAUGUUGAGAUGACCGAAACUACGAUGCUUUAGCUCAUUCUGGUGGAGGUGUGCCCUCUCCUAUCCCACUAUCCCCCCCCUCUCUCUCCUCGCCCUGGUCUCACCUAGCUCGCUCGCCCACCCACACCUAGACCACACGGUUGACCGGAGAGGCAUACACGAUGUGUCGCACACACAGACACACUCACAUCACUGAGGGCGUACGUGUAUGUCUCUGAUAGACUCAAUAAAAGUUUCUAUUUUCAGUAAA
This is a messenger RNA of Osmerus eperlanus (European smelt), 1367 nucleotides long. RefSeq names its product retinal rod rhodopsin-sensitive cGMP 3',5'-cyclic phosphodiesterase subunit gamma-like. The coding region runs from base 163 to 426 and encodes 87 amino acids. The record is from RefSeq and is a predicted model, not a curated record. Gene Ontology annotation, molecular function: cGMP binding; 3',5'-cyclic-nucleotide phosphodiesterase activity. The transcript has 3 exons. Lineage: Eukaryota; Metazoa; Chordata; Actinopteri; Osmeriformes; Osmeridae. Gene Ontology annotation, biological process: visual perception; positive regulation of G protein-coupled receptor signaling pathway; positive regulation of epidermal growth factor receptor signaling pathway. Gene Ontology annotation, cellular component: photoreceptor outer segment membrane.